This is a messenger RNA of Dendronephthya gigantea, 6069 nucleotides long. Its product is annotated as nucleoporin NUP188 homolog. The coding region runs from base 157 to 5445 and encodes 1762 amino acids. Gene Ontology annotation, cellular component: nuclear pore inner ring. Lineage: Eukaryota; Metazoa; Cnidaria; Anthozoa; Malacalcyonacea; Nephtheidae. Gene Ontology annotation, biological process: RNA export from nucleus; protein import into nucleus. The record is from RefSeq and is a predicted model, not a curated record. The transcript has 54 exons. Gene Ontology annotation, molecular function: structural constituent of nuclear pore.
AAUGGCGGGUGAGAAUUCAAGUGUGGAUUUAGCUGCUUAUGUGAAAAUGCUGCAAGUUAUCCAAGUUUAGAAAUUCUUAUAGAGUUUAACGAAUGAACACUCGUUUAUCCACUGUGAUAGCAUUUUACUUGCAUUGUCGUUGUUGUAUAUGAUGCCAUGGACAACGAUUUAACAUCUUGUUAUGAAUUGUGGGAGAUCUUAGAAAGUCAGUGUGAUGUCAGAGAUGAGGAAUAUGUCAAGCAAAAAUUACAAGAAAAUCGGGAUAGGCUACUAAAUGGUUUGACCAGCUUCAUUAAACCAAGUACUGCAUCAAAAGAAAAGUUUGAGAAAGAGACUAACAUCAAACCAUUGAGGAAAGAGUUUGCAUUAAAAUUAAGCAAAUUUCUUAACAUUGAAGAGUUGCAAAGUCUGAAAUUAUUCCAUGGUUAUCUACAACAUUCUUUCAGGGAAUCCAAGGAACAGCUGCAGGAUGUUCUUAGAAAUGAAAUUCACACAGAAACUUUACUUAUCAAGGUUAUGGAAUAUUAUUUUGAAGAACGUAUCUCAAUUCUAAAAUGUUUAGAGACUAUCUUAAGUCUCUCACAAAGACCAUCACACCCUUACCAAGAGACCUUCUCAACCUUUCUGGAUGAUUUGAUGAAAGAUGGUGAACUUUUAAGACAGGUCUGGAGUCAAUACAAGGUUUGUUGUAAGACAACCAUUCAUUUGCCAGUUGGUGAUGAGUUAGAUAUGGUUAAAAGACAUUCACACAGAUUUUCUCAACAACUUCUACAAGAGCAGAUCAGUGUGCUUCGGCUUAUAUUUCUGUUGUACAAAACAUUUGAAAAUUCCACAGAAACAUUCUCAGAAGCAGUCAAGUUAUUUCAGUCUCAAGGAUUUGGAACACGCCAAUUGAAUAGACAUUCAUUUGAUGGAUUUACUAAACUUAUGAUUACCCAGAUAGGAUUUCUUCAGGUCAUGAUUCUGGUGGAAGGAAUGAAGCUCAGCAGUUUAGUCAAGUGUGUGGAACAAGAACGCACGGAAGAUCAUUCAUUGUUCAAACAACUUACUAUCAUGAAGGAGCUUGAAGAGAUCUUCGUGAAAUGGGGUGCCCUAGUUCACCAUGGUCCAGUCAUGUUAGCCUGGGCUGCAGUUAGAUUUGUCUUGAUGGGAGAAGAUGGGGAGACGCCAACGGUUGUUCAGAGGAUGGGCAGCAGAGCUUUACAAUGUGGCGUGUUUCCGUAUUUGCUGAAUUUAAUGAAGUCAGCGCCGUUUAAUGAAGAUACAGUUUUGUUAAGCAUCGCAAGGUCCACCAUUUACGAUUUACUUUCCGUUGUGUUGACGCUCUUUCAUGAAAGUACUCUGGGUGAUCCUUUGAUGCUGAUUGCUGUCUUGAAGGAAACCUUGCAGAGUUCAGAACUUUGCGGAAAGUUUUGGAAAAGCGAAUUGGAAAGCGGAAUGGCAAUGCUUUUGAAGUCGGCGAAAAGAAAUUUUCCAUAUCGUUUUACGCCUUUCACUCAAAUAAUGACCUCCUUGGCGAAAGACAAAACCAGCAGCGAGAAUGUUUUCAAUUUCUUACGCAAUAUGAAAACGUACACUGAACUGUCAAAGGUGAAUAGUCUUGAUGAUGUUGAUUGCAUUGACUCGGAUGAAACAUCGUGGAAACUACUUAAUGCUAAAAUACUCUAUAAAUCAGUUGUAUCGACCGCAGAUAAAAUUGUGAUCCCUACUGGUACAUUGGGCAAGGUGUAUGUGUCUAAUGAAGGGGCUCACCUUCUUCGCUGGUCGUUCAAUUAUUCAUGUUGGCAAUUAUUUUUAUUGGAACUUGACGUUUUUCUUCAGUUUAUGCCUCACAGUUCAGAUCGAGAAAGACAAAACAUGGUGAACAAAGUGCUUGAUAUUGUUGAAAUUUUAAACAACGUACUUCUUCACAACUGGAGUAAAGUAUCUUCGCUGGUUAAUUUGGUUGACAGAGUCUACUAUAUUGUACAGAAGUUCUCUACAAACCCUAAUUGUCCACCAGAGCUGAUCACAACGUGUGUGAAAUGUUUAACAACUGUCACACAUCAUGAGCCAGUACAGUCUUGGUUAAGUUUACAACAGACUGGAUAUCUUCCAUUUUGUGUUUCUUCAUUAAAACCAAAUGAUAAGAAGAUUGUGAUUAGUUCUGUCACAGUCGACCCAGGCCAUUUUGGUCAUUUUAUGUCACGUGAACGAUCACAUGGUUUCUUCCCGAUCACCAUAGCGACGUUAGAUCUUAUGAAAGAACUAGUUGCCAUAGUCUCACCUGCGGAGACCAAAGGUGGUUCAGGUAUUGAUGACUUUGUAGCCUGUGUGGUGUUUGCAUGUCGUGAUGUAUUCACUGGCUACCAGAAAUGGCAUUACGGUGACCUCAAAGAAAAGCAGGAAAUUGGUCUGAAAUGUCUUGAGAUAUUUCACGGGAUCUUGAAUUUAAAAGAAAGUCGAACAAAGAUGAAGACUGGAGAUGAAACUUUUGAAUUGUCUUUUCACAACGAAAGCCAAGAGAUAAGCAUAGUCACAAGACUUACUGAAAUGUUGGUGGAUGGACUCUUGUGCUCUGAUGUGGGACAAUCCUUGUUGAAAGUUGUCGGAAUUGGUGUUGAUGUUGUGGAUAAAAUGUUUCAAGUUAACAGCAGCUGCAACGACAGCCCUGCAGUUCUUGUGGUCGAAUUAAUCAAGUCCUCAUUGAAUGUUUUAAAUGAAGUAUUGGACCGUAAACCAAAGAACUCGGACAGCCAGAGAAUUACCCCGCUUGAGGAGACUCUGCUCACACACGUCAGUCGCAGGUUUAGCGGUGAAAGUUCUGAAGGCACUCAUCUCAUGGUGACAAUAUCCUCAUAUUUAUACAUUAAACAAGACAAUGAAAUUCCAGUCCUGGCUUUGGAAUUACUUCGUAAAUUAUCAAUUUUAUUUCCAAUGUCAAUGCACGGCAGUUUAGGAUCAAAAGCAAAGAGUCUACGAGAUGCAUUUGUUGUUAGAAUUACGUCCAUCACUGAGGAUACAGUUUUAAAGGUGGGAAUAUUGGAUUUCUUAUCAGCGAUAGUGGAAACACAGCCUGGUCUUGUUGAAGUUUUCUUCGACGUCAACGAAACAUCUUUAGCAGAAAUAAAGGAGUGCAAGUUUGGUUCAAACAGUUGCCUGACGCCAGUUUUAGCCAACUUGAGCAACAAGAGUCCAGUCCCAGUUAUCGCUGCUUCGUGCAAAUUUCUUCAUUCACUCUGGAGAAAUCGUCGAGACAUGGCAAUGACCAAUGUUAAAAAAUCAGAUAAGUUUUGGACUGUGUUAUCAAAAUACAUCAUGGAUGAUUUGCCUGAGGAUCCAGAAGAGAUGUUUAUAUGCCACGUCCAGAUUAGAUCAUUCGUAUUUCAGAUCAUUGCUCUUGAACUGUACUAUAUAAAAAGUGGUCAGUCUGAUCCUGAGCUAAAGAAUGUUUUAGAGUUGUUUGAAACAAAACAACGAUACAAUUACUGGGCUGACGAGGUCUCCAACUUAACUUUGGCUUCAUGCAGUUCAACUACCAGUCCUGAAUUGGAGGAAACUUCUCUAAAUUUUCUCAGGUCAUGGAGAACCUUCUUAAUGGUCGUCGCCGAGGUUUCAGCUGAUUCUGUUAACGAUGAAAACGUCCAAAUUAUGAUCUUGGAAAAUACUGCGAAGUCCAUAAAGCUUCAGUUUGAGGAUGAAAUCAACAGCCAUGGAACAAGAAUAGUUUUGGAGAAAAGUUCACUUUUUCUGAUGUUAAUAAAAAAAUGGAUAAAAGCAGUCCAGUCACCUUUUUUGUUCAUCCAGUCAGUAACCGACAUUCUUUGGACUGCGCAUAACGCUGAUCCUAAAAUGUUGGCUCGUCUCCGUACUCCGUUAUUUUCGUCUCUAACCUUACUGUUACAACACACGAGGGCUGAAAGAAUUGUGGAAGAUGCUGAAGAUGAUUGUUUGAUAUCAUUAUUACUGUUGAUAUGUGAGCCUCUGCAAUAUCGCAAUGACGGAAUUGAAUCAACAACACUGCAAAAUAAAUUGCUAUCUGUGUCGCUGUGUCUUCUCAACGAAGUUGUCACGUACAUUGAUAAAGCAGUAAAGUGGAUUCAGAUUUUCAGUGAACAUGUCAUCUUUGCUAACAUUAUUCAAAUUCUGGACAUUAAUUUGAAGAAAAUGGAGAAUAUUGGUGUAGUUGAUGCCGUUCUUCACUUCAUUUUGUCUUUAUCGAAAUAUAUCGAGGCCUCAGAAGCUCUUGUGCUAAACCAUAUUGUUCAACCUCUUUGCCUCGGAAUGGCUGAAUUACAAAAGAAAUUGGAACAGAGCGCUAAACAGGAUCCGGAAGGUCAUAUGACACGUGAGAAAUGGCAAGAAAUAUGGUGUUUGGGUGUUGUUGUGAUGGCAAAAUUGCUUGGGAAACUACGAUAUCAGUUUCUGAAGGAAUCCUUAGAUUUUGUUGCUGUCCAUCGUUUGAGGAUCAUUCAGGCUAUGGAUUUGGUUCGUUUUAAUCCAACGUCGCCCUGCCUUCGUGAGGCAGAACAAAUCGCAAUGUUCUUGGUUGAAAUGUCUGUUUAUCGAAAGGAAUGGCAACUGGCUCUGCCUGAUGACUAUCAACAGAUAUUAUUUUCCUCAACCGUCCUUCUAGAGACAUGUGUAUCUCUAUUGAUAAGACCUCGACUUUUGGCGUAUGUGAUUGAGAAACCUUCGGGCCGGGAUUCUCCGGAUUCAUCCGAAACCAGUUCGGCCUCGAGUCGUAGUUUGUCACAUAGUUUCUCGUCCACCAGUGAACUCUUACGUCCCUACUCAACCCCUGAAGAACCGUUGGAAAAACAAAAUCCUAAAGUCGUUGAAACGCAGAAAACGUUAUUGCGAAUAGCUUGCAAUACACUUGGAUUUCUGAAGAAUUUCACUCCUAACAUUUGUGAAAUAUUACUUGACGAAAGAAUGGAUAUUGAUGAAUACACUCCGUUGUUUAGUCUGACAUUUAGUGCUCCAGCUUUAGACAAUGAAGGAACGCCCAGUUUUGGGACACUCCUAUCAUGUCUUAACCUCUGUCUCGGAUACAUGCAGGCAGCUGAUCCAAGACCAUUAUCUUCUCCCGACAAGUCUCCUUGGAAGUUUACAGCUUUAAGUUCUAUUCUGCCAAAAUCCUCGGUAAAUUUCACGAUGGAAAACUCUAUAAUUCUCGUAUUAUCUCAAGCUCUGCUGUAUCUCAAAGACCCGCGUGUUGAACAAGCAAAUAAACAACUUCUAAAACGAAAGCUUGCUAGUGAGUUGGAGCCUUUUCUUCGCGGUGUAAUGCGUCAUUUUGGAAGACGUGGUUACACACCCUCCCCAGGCUCCACGCCAAAAUCAGCAAGCUCGGCUCGUCGUUCUUUAGGUCGGGGGAGAUCUGAUCAUUGGGAGACUGGAGACCACAAAGAUGUGAAAUUGAUUAAAUUGGUCGAUGUGUUUCUCAAGACAAUGAUCCAGUGACACGGUGAGAGAUAACCUUUGUGCCGUCUCGCGAUCGUAAUUUAUGAUAAUUUACCCAGUCCAAUAAAAUCUCCUUUAAUAUAUAGUAAUCAAGGUUACCAAGUUAGUAAUAACAUGACCCAAACUAUGUUUACACAAUGCAUUUUGUUACAUUAAUUUUUAAUUUUUCAUUUAAUGAACAUUUUGUAUAAAUUGGCGGAUAUCUAGACAUAAAUAUGGAUAAAUGUGGACAAGUCUAUAUGUCUAAGGAUCCUAACUUAAACCUAAGUGUUCAUAGAAAACAACUUUUUUAUUGCAAUUAUUUUCCUAAGCCGUUAUUCUGGGGUAUCUAAAACAUCUGUAAACAUCUUAAACAUUCCACAAGAGAGUUUAUUCCAACUGUGUGUUUCAGCAGGCUUUCUAUUAUCUAUAUGAACUUGCGCUCUGUCGCCUAAAACACAUAUUCGACGAUGCAAAAAUCUUACUAUGGUAUCAGUUGAGGUAUUUACUCUCAAUAAAAAUGUAUUUUCAGGCACAAGUGUCAUAAACUUGCAAUAUUUACGUAAUUUCUAGUAGACAUGCAUGAUUCCAAAGACAAUGAAUUAUUAAUAGAAGAUACCCACGCGCGUGCAUAUUAACACGGCC